Molecule: messenger RNA, 8270 nt
Organism: Pelobates cultripes (western spadefoot toad)
Lineage: Eukaryota; Metazoa; Chordata; Amphibia; Anura; Pelobatidae
Source: the annotation of a GenBank genome assembly
CGCGCAGUUCUGUGUCUAUGCGCGCAGUCACGGCUUAGCUACGUUCUGCGCAUGCGCUCCAUCCGCAGUAUGGUUUGUCGGUGCUAGAGCACGGCGAACCAUUUCCGCUUCCGGUCACCGUCCAUCACUGUGCUGUUGUUCGGGAUUGAUAAGCUGCGUGUUACCCGUUUACCUGCACUCCGUGUUAUAGGAUGACCUCAGAUAAGAAGCCGCCGGUAGACUUGGGGCUGCUGGAGGAAGAUGACGAGUUUGAGGAGUUCCCAGCUGAGGGUGAGUAUGAGUGGGCACUCUGGCUGCCAUGACUCAGGGAAUCCAUACCGGCAGCAUGGGCUGUGUGCUGGGCUCCUAGAACCUCACACUCCAACAGGGUCAUAUCUGUUCAGCCACAGGCUGGGCUUUCACACCCCACCUGAUCUGGAUCAACUCACAUCAUUCUGAACCUACCUACAGGAGUGACUGUGUGUGAUGUGAGUUGUUGGGUGGUGGGGCGUGAUGUGAGUUGUUGACUGUUGGGUGGUGGGGCGUGAUGUGGGUUGUUUCUCCAGGACGUUAAGCCAUCACUGUAUAGUGUGCUAAUAAGCUUGUAUAGUGGACCAAGGCCUUCAGCCAUCCAGGCAGUGAUCUGCUUAUUGAGCCUCUGUUAUAAGCAGUACGUUAGGACCCAAAAAAUGGACAGUUGUUUUCAUCUUCUGAUCUUGCUUAAAGGGACACUCCAGGCACUCAGACCACUUCUGCCCACUGGAGUAGUCUGGGUGCCAACUCUCACCACCCUUAACACUGCAAGUGCAAUUAUUGCUGUUUUUAUAAACUGCAAUAUUUACAUUGGAGGGUUAAGUCCUCCUCUAGUGGCUGUCUACUAGAGAGGCACUAGAGGACACUUCCGUGUUCAUAGAAUAAGAAAAGUGUGUUAUAACGUCGCUGGACGGACCUCCAGCAUCGCCGGAAUCCCCAUAGGAAAGUAUUGAAAACAUUUUUCAAUGCUUUUCUAUGGGGAGGUCUAAUGCGUGUGUGCGGCAUUGCUGUGCAUGCACCUUAGGUCCCCCCCUUCGCCGGCCACGCAUGCGCAAUAGGUCUCCCCCGCCGGCAGACGGCGGGGAAGAGCACAGGCGUAGCUUGACCCAGCGCCGAGGGACAUCGGCGCUGGAUACAGGUAAGUCACUGAAGGGGUUUUAACCCCUUCAGCAACUUGGGAUGGGGGUGGGAGGGAGAGGGGACCUGCAGUGCCAGGAAAACUGUUUGUUUUCUUGGCACUGGAGAGUUCCUUUAAUCUCUAUAACUGAGGAUCCAUUGAAGUUAUGGUUAAAAGAGGCAUUAUGUGGGUCCAUGGUACACCAUUUGUCAUAUAUUAGUUUAAAGGGACACUGUUAGCACCAUUAAAAUUUCAAUGGGUUUGAAAUGAUUAAUGAUACCAGGCCUCCAGUUAUGGUAUGGCAGGGGGGAAGCUAUGCUUCCAUUGUGCAUUAUACCAGUUCAUAUUAAUGAUGUGAGGGCAAUGGUUUCCUGACAGUGCUUUGCUGAUGCUCUCAGCUGGUCUAUGUCUGCUGCUACUGUAUGGCAUGAAGAUGAGCAUAGCUUCGCCAUACAGUUAUAGGCUGCUGGAGCCGAGGAUCUAUGCUAAAUGCUGAAAGUGAUCCGGCACCAGUGCACUCCAAGCAGCAUAACCAGAAAUCUGUGAAAAAACUCCUCCUAAUUUUAGUUUUACUCAUAUACACAGUGUAGCCUCCUCCAAAUCCCUGAAAUCGGAUGCAAAAGAUUCUUCCAUACAAGCAGGGCGAUUUUUGGAGCCCCGAAUGUAAUGUUUAGUGAUGGAUUGAAAUAACCACAUAACUUUCAUGUAGUUUACCUUAAAAGACCAUUUUUUUGCUAAAGACAGUUAUGUGGUUAGCAUGAUGAGGGUUACAGUGGUUUUUCUUUUUGUUUUGUGAAUCUUUCACUCUUAAAAGACAAAACCUAUCUUUAAUGAUUUUUUUUCCUAAUAUUUAUUGACCGAUUUGUAGACAUUUUGUAUUGUCAUUUAUUUGAUAACUUGGUUGUGCUUCUAUUUAUAUAUUAUUACAGAUUGGACUGGUUCAGAAGAGGAUGAGGAUGCACACAUUUGGGAAGAUAAUUGGGAUGACGACAAUGUAGAAGAUGAUUUUUCAAAUCAGUUAAGGUACUUUCUUAAAAAACAGUUUGCCACUUGUAAAAUUUCUGGUCUGGAAUCUCAAACAUAUGUGGUGUGAGUACAUGCACACCCCAACUUUCUGAGGCAACAUUAAGGAGGUGUGCAAAGAUUAUUAAAUUACAAAAGAAAUGCAGAAAACUCUGUCUGUAUUAUGUGCUAGCGGUUUGUCAAAUUACAAACUAUAGCUUGUGGAAAGAAAACCUGCUUUUCAUUGUUUCAACAUGCCAAAGUUAUUUAAAGUUUUGCGCCACUCCUCUUUUAAACUAUUUGACAUUGGUCUGGACACUAUAAACAUCCAGACCACUUUAUCUCAUUGAAGUGGUCUGGAUUCAACGUCCCUGUCUAACACUGCUAUGUAAAAUAUUGCAAUUUGUGAGAACCUGCAACAAUUACAUUGCAUGGUUAACUCCACCUCUAGUGGCUUUCUAGUCUUCCUUUUAAUCGUUGUAUGGUGAGGGAAGGACCUAUUAAGUUAGAGACACUUUAGCGUUUGGAAUACACGAUUCUGUCCCUAAUGCUAUACUGUUCCUUUAAUGAAAUUAACUGAAUUUUUUUAUGUACCGAUAAUGCAUUUAAACAAUGAUUAAGCAAAAAGCCUCUUAAAAGUUCCUGUAGUUGCUAAAACCAAGCAGUGAACUCUGCCCAGACUAGGGAAAAUUAAACUAUCUCUGAAGUAACUCACCACUGCGUCUUCAAAUUCUUCAGUCUUUUAUUUGCCAUCUAAACGUAAAACCAUAGCGUUGACAUGCAGUGAAAUCGGCUCAUAUCUGCGGAACACUAUGGUUAUCUGUGUCUAGUGUGAUCCGCUCUGAUAUAGUGCAGCAGCCUUCUGCCUCAAUUGACAGCUGUCCGUAAUAAAAAUAACUAUGUACAAAAGUAUCUUAGACUCAAAAAUAUAACUGCUGUUAUGUUAAUGGCAUUAACUCUAAUUGUAAUAUACUGAUAAUGCAUUAAAAAAGUAUUACAAUUAAACAAAAAAUACUUUUAAAAGUUCUUGCGACUGCUCCAAAUCAAGCACAGAGCUCUGCCAAGAUUAGCAAGUGACUCUAAAAGUUGGGAUCCUCUCAUUCUUGUAUAUCAAGUCUGAAUCAAUCUCGUAAACACUUGAGUAACAGGUGUUCAUGGAAAAUUUACCCCGCAUACACUGUUCCAUUCAUCAGAUUCAUAACACUGCUGUAUAGGUGUCCUGUGGUUACUAUUAAAGGGACACUAUAGUCACCUGAACAACUUUAGCUUAAUAAAGCAGCUUUGGUGUAUAGAUCAUGCCCCUGCAGCCUCACUGCUCAAUCCUCUGCCAUUUAGGAGUUAAAUCCCUUUGUUUAUGAACCCUAGUCACACCUCCCUGCAUGUGACUUGCACAGCCUUCCAUAAACACUUCCUGUAAAGAGAGCCCUAUUUAGGCUUUCUUUAUUGCAAGUUCUGUUUAAUUAAGAUUUUCUUAUCCCCUGCUAUGUUAAUAGCUUGCUAGACCCUGCAAGAGCCACCUGUAUGUGAUUAAAGUUCAAUUUAGAGAUUGAGAUACAAUUAUUUAGGGUAAAUUACAUCUGCUUGAAAGUGAAACCAUUUUUUUUUUUUUUCAUGCAGGCUCUGUCAAUCAUAGCCUGGGGAGGUGUGGCUAGGGCUGCAUAAACAGAAACAAAGUGAUUUAAAUCCUAAAUGACAGUGAAUUGAGCAGGGGAAUGAUCUAUACACUAAAACUGCUUUAUUUAGCUAAAGUAAUUUAGGUGACUAUAAUGUUCCUUUAAUUUAUAGCACUGUGAGCUGUCUGUUGUGAAUAGAGUUGUACAUGGUGGCACAUGCAUGCAACCAUGGCUCAGGCUCUCUUACAGAGCCAGAGCAGGCAUGGGAGCUUGCUGUGUAACAUCUGUGUAUUGUAGCUAACAUUAGUGAUUUCAAGAGCUCUGCAAUAUAAGUGUUACUUAUUCAAGAGCAGUUUUCUAACUUACAAAAGUUUCUGUCAUUUUACAGCAAAAUAAGUGUUCUCUGCUAUCUUUUAUUUGUCCUUUAAAAUAUGGUACAAUAUAGUGUUUGUAAUUAGGAGGGUUUUUUAAUACUGUGUAUAUGUAAUUUUUAAUCUGUGUAUUUUUAUUCUUCGGAAAUGUUAAGAUUUCAAUAGUGCUAUUGGAAACCACAUGCUUGAGCGAAAUGCUUCUUUCAUCUAGGAAUUGCUGUUCCUUGUAAAAACAUUAUCCAUUUCUGAAUAAGCCUAGUUGUGUAAUUUCCAUCUAGGUCUCAUCAGCUGUUUGUGAGUCAUAUUUAAAACAUGGUUUGUGGAACAUGGUUAUUCACUAUACUCAGAUUGUUUUGGACAUUGUAUCCCAAUGGGAAUAUUGGGACACAAAUAUCUGAUCCUGAAAAAUUCUACAGUUUUGCCAUUUGGAUUUAAUUUGCUAAAAUGUAGAGUUUAUUGAAUAAUCCUGCAAAUAUCUCAUACUUCUCUACAGAUAAUGAUAGAUAUUCUAGCCCAGCAACAGCUGAAGGGCCAGACUUUAAAGCCUUUUGUUAACAUGAUGUAAUUAAUACUUGAAGCUCAUAAAGCUUAGGUAAGAAAGUAAAACAUAAUAAUAAAUUAGCACUGCUACCCAUAAAUGUUAAUCUCAAAGUAUAACAAUGACAAGCUGUUCAUAUAUGUAUAUGUGCUCAAAAAUAAAUAAAGGGAACACUUAAACAACACAAUGUAACUCCAAGUCAAUCACACUUCUGUGAAAUCAAACUGUCCACUUAGGAAGCAACAAUGAGUGACAAUCAAUUUCACAUGCUGUUGUGCAAUAGACAACAGGUGGAAAUUAUAGGCAAUUAGCAAGACACCCCAAAUAAAGAAGUGGUUUUGAAGGUGGUGACCACAGACCACGUCUCAGUUCCUAUGCUUCCUGGCUGAUGUUUUGGUCACUUUUGAAUGAUGGCGGUGCUUUCACUCUAGUGGUAGCAUGAUACGGAGUCUACAACCCACACAAAUGGCUCAGGUAGUGCAGCUCAUCCAGGAUGGCACAUCAAUGCGAGCUGUGGGAGGAAGGUUUGCUGUGUCUGUCAGCGUAGUGUACAGAGUAUGGAGGCGCUGCCAGGAGACAGGCCAGUACAUCAGGAGAUGUGGAGGAGGCCAUAGGAGGGCAACAACCCAGCAGCAGGACCGCUACCUCCGCCUUUGUGCAAGGAGGAACAGGAGAAGCACUGCCAGAGCCCUGCAAAAUGACCUCCAGCAGGCCACAAAUGUGCAUGUGUCUGCUCAAACUGUCAGAAACAGACUCCAUGAGGGUGGUAUGAGGGACCGACGUCCACAAGUGGGGUUUGUGCUUACAGCCCAACAUCGUGCAGGACGUUUGGCAUUUCACAGAGAACACCAAGAUUGGCAAAUUCGCCACUGGUGCCCUGUGCAUCUCACAGAUGAAAGCAGGUUCACACUGAGCACAUGUGACAGACGUGACAGAAUCUGGAGACGCCGUGGAGAACGUUCUACUGCCUGCAACAUCCUCCAGCAUGACUGGUUUGGCAGUGGGUCAGUAAUGGUGUGUGGUGGCAUUUCCCUUUAUCAAGUCUGAAGCAUUUCUGAGUCUCCCCCCCGCCCCCUGCAUAGUUUCAUUUAUUGGCUGAGACUGGUCAGUUGUUGCGUGAAUAGUCGAAGGGAUUGGUAUCUGUUACUACUCCACCAAUGUCAGACGAUGAGGGGGAAACCUAAUGCGCAUUAGUCCUUCCCCAUUGGAAAGCAGUGAAUCAAUGCUUUCCUAUGGGGUUUUAAAACCACUGGACAUCCUACGGGCAGUCUUACAUGUUAUACAUUGCAGGGCUAAGGAAGACGUGGACAAUCCACCCAGACCUCUUCAGUGAGAUAAAUGUGGUCUGGGUGCCAGUAGUGUCCCUUUUUAAAGUUCCAAUCUAUGCACCUACACCUGUCGGGUGCAAUGUGCCUGUUAGUAUUUUUAAGUAUAAAAUUGGUUUGCUUCAUGGGCCCAACUUUUCUACACCACCUUCUGAUUAGAUUCUGUUACUGUCCAUCAGCUCAGUGAAACCUUUUAUUGUGUCUUUAAAGCACUGCCUAAAUGGUUUCUUCAAGCACCAUGACCAAUUCCAUGAUUUGAACUGAUCCUGGUGUAUAGAGUCUAUAUGAGUAAAAGGUUGCACGUACCAAACUUAAACCCCUUGCUGACAAAGGUAUAACUCCACCUGUGACUGCAUCAUUAGCAAACCUGGAACAAGUGUUCCAGGCAGUGGCAUAGUUAACAUAAAGUGGACUCUGGUUAAAGUCAAUUUAAAUUAUAUUUUUAUAAGGGUAUCACUGAUUAAUUCAUAUAUUGAUAAGUGUACCCCCACUAAAAGUCUCCAAAGAUGUACCAUACAUUAUUAUUCAAGUUCUCAACGGUGGCCAAAAGGAAUUCCUCAACUAUCUUGCCAGUUCCACAAUAGUUUGCCAGUUGGGGAUCUAUCUUUUUCCCACCCAUGCAUGGUUGUAUUUGUGAGCAGUGUUUGUGUCUUGAUAUUUUUCUAUGUAGUGUGUGACUGUAGGAGCGUAUUUGUAUGUACUGUUGCUAUUUGAAUGCAGUGGCGUGUUUGUGUGCAGUAUUGCCAGGUGUGCAUUUGUGUCUAGUUUUGGUGUUUGAAUGCAGUGGCGUUUGUGUGUAUUGGCACUUAACUGCAGGGGUGUAUUUUUGUAAAAUGUUUGUGUGUAGUGUUUGCAGGGAUGUUUGAAUGCUUGGAUGUAUGAACAUAUAGACAUACAAUGCAGCAAACACACACUCUGACACAGGUAUACAUACAUACAUACAUACUGACUGACACACACACGUCAUUUACAUACUUUAGGUCAUGGGUACUCAAACUCUGGCUCCCCAGAUGUUGAUGAACUACAACUCCGAUGAUUCUUUGAAUUACAUAGUCGGAGAAUCAUCGGAGUUGUAGUUCAGCAACAUCUGGGGGGCCAGAGUUUGAGAACCCAUGCUUUAGGUCCUCACUCCCCCUCCCCAUUUUCCAUAACAUUUGGGUGCAGGAUGGUGGCUUUGGCUUUUCACGCUCCAUACUCCUCUGCCCCCCUGCGUGAUACUGUGUAAGCUGGGAGGAAGUGACACCUGACCUUGUUUCUUCCCAACAUUGAUGAUGUGACAGGGGCCUGGCCGCACUGUUAAAGGGCUGCUGUAGCGCCCAAGUGGGCCCUUAAUCGGAGACCCCCAUCGGAUAUCUGUGUUAGUUACACCUGAGAGGUCCCCCUAAGCAAGCGGCUCACUGCAGCUGCACAGUUGGUGGCUCGGCUAAUGUCAAUUCUGUGCAUUUCUUUUUCAAGCACAAUGUAUCAUUCAUUGGCUGAGAAACAUCAGCUGACACUCUCAGCCAAUAAAUGACAACUGGAUCAGCUUCUACAGCUCAGCAGAAGCCUGUCACUGGUGCUGAAAAUAGCCUCUGACCCAGGUAAGAGGACAAACCAUUACUAAACAGUUUGCCCUAAUACCUGGGAAUCAGGCCAAGAUACUUGUGGCAUCAUAAUCAGCCCCGAAUAAGAACAGUAAUGCUAUAGAACAUUUUAGCAAGUCGGGUCACUUCCUGAUUUGGUGAAAGCUUGUUGAAAAGCUGCCCAUCUUGGGCAUUUGCAGCAAAUGUAGGAUCUUUGAAUUGAAAGGGAUUUUUUUGUUUUUGUGUGUUGUCUGUUCAAUGCAAUUAAUGAAUGAAUUAAUAGGCCAGCUCUACAAGACAGAUAAUUUGCUUAAUUUAUUUUAGUUCUACCAAGCUAUUAAUGUUUAAAUGUAGUAUUUCUUUAUGAUUCAUAAAAAAAAACAACCUCUCUCUGUAUUGAUUACAGCAUUUAAAGAUAUAACUAUACAUUAUCUAAUUUCAGUCUGUAGUUUAUUUUGUGUGUGUGGUUUGUUUUUGUUUUUUCCCCCCAAUAAUUUAUUUGUAAUUUUGUCUUUCAGAGCUGAGCUUGAAAAACAUGGAUGCAAAAUGGAGACAUCGUAGUUCAACAUUACAUGGGAAAUAAUUAAUAAUGCUUAUUGUUAACAUUUUUUCUUUUUUUUAAAAAGAUUCUGUACAUUGAUGCUUUUCAACUGUUGUAGCUAUAAUAAAUUCCUUUAUUAAAAUGACUAAUUUUGUGACUCUACACUUGAUUGACUUAAUGUUGCAUCUG